AUGCCUCGAAUUAAAGGACAAUUGAAGCCCAAUGUAAAUGUUGGCAAUGCUCUAGGCCAAGUUCAAGAAGUGAAAAAUAGUAAUACAAUGCUAAUUGCUGUCAGUGCAUAUACUAAACGAAUGGAAGAUGAAAUUAGCAUCAAACCAGGUGAUAAAAUACAAGUUAUUACAGACGAUGAAGAUUAUAAUGAUGGCUGGUAUGUAGGCCGUAACCUAAGAACAGGAAAAGAAGGCUUAUUCCCAAAAAUCUUUACUCAAAAGCUAGAUAUAGACGCUCAAGAUUCACCCUCUUUGAAAGAGAAAUCUCAAAGAAGGGGUGAUGGUGUAUAUGGAAACGAGAAGUUACAAUUCGAUGUCAACUGCCGUGAGUACUCUCAAUCUGGGUCAAAUAGUAACUCUUCUUAUUCCUUUCUGAAGACAUCUACUGAAAAUAAAAGUAAUCAUGCUGAUAAAAGUUCAUCAGUCAACACAACUAUGAACGAUAUCGAUAAAGCAUUGGCAGAGUUAAGAAGCGAUUCUUUAGAGUUAUUAUUAAAUAAAGAAGCAAUCAGUACACCUCUUACAAAGCAUUUGAAUGUGACAGCUUCUACACCGGAAUUAGAUAUAACACCCUCGAUUACAAGCCAAUCCAUUGAUACGGAAAAAAGCAGUCGUUCAAUUAUUGACGAACUUGACCCAUCCCUCGUAGCAAAAUGGACUCCAGAACAAGUAAGUAAUUAUUUCUUAAAGAAAGGGUUCAAUGUUGAGGCAGCUGGAAAAUUUGAAAAACACCAGAUUACUGGUAAAAUUUUACUGGAACUAGAGCUUGGACAUCUGAAAGAGUUAGAGAUAAACUCUUUCGGCUUAAGGUUUGAAAUAUUCAAAGAAAUUUCUACUUUAAAAGGCACAGCUGAAUCAGCCACCCCGAUUACUGCUGAUAAAAGGAAAACUCAACUGCUAGCAGCAACGUCACUCACCAGUUUAAGACGCUCAUCACAUAAUUACCACUCAAGAAAAUUAUCACAGUCUUUAGAUGCCCUUCCGUCUGAUAAGACACCUGAAACGGGUAUGAGGGAUAUUGUAAAUAAUUCUAGACCAAGCUCAGUACUUUUUGAUAGCGAGCAGCUAAGAAUUACUUCUGACAAACUAGCAGGCUUGGCGAUAUCCUCCGACGAAAAAGUUUUCGAAUCUCCAGGAAAAGCACCAAAACCACCAUCAUAUCCAAGCCCGGUACAACCACAUUUAUCGCCAUCUGUAAAUCAACAAUUGACAACCAGUCCUCAUACUUCCUCGGAUUAUAAAUUUUUUUCGAACAUCAACAAUACUGGAAAUCCAUAUACAUUUCCUAACUCUACCACUUCAUCUAAUGAUAGCGGUAAGUUUAGAUUCCCUUCAUCUGCCACGUCUGGAAACGAUUCAAUUGCUAGCUACGACUUCAAGCUAAAAAAUUCCUCUAUUGGCUUAAAGUUUCCUUCAAGUGCAAGCAGAGCAUCAUCUGGAGUGUCACCGAUUCCUACUCCAAGAUCAGAAUAUUUUGCCAAUACUGCAAGCCCGGUUAUGGAUGGGUCUAAAAGUAACAGAAAUUCAGUAAUUUACACCGGCCACAAAAAGACUGUAUCAGGAGGAUCUUUUGUUGACCUAUUCAAUCGAAUAUCCACUUUAUCUCCAGUGAAGUCAGUCAACGAGUCAAAUGAAAGGUUAGAAAGACCAGUAUCAGCGUAUUAUGGAAGCCAUUCGAGAACGCCAUCUAGUGUAUACGACCACAGUAGACGUGCAAGUAAUUCUGAUAUUAAAAAGCAUAGGAGAAAUUCGUCAUUGCUGUCAUUCCUUUCACCGAGCAAGAACGAAGACAGGGUAGCCCUCUCACCUAGUAAUAAUACACGGAGGAACACUACUGCUUCUGCAAAUAACAAAAUAGUGUCACAUUCUAGAAAAUCUUCACUAAUCACAAGCCCACUCCGAGAAAAUCAAAAUGACUACAGUACUACUGUAGUUGCGAAAGAUAAGAAACGUGACAAUAUCAACCAUAAACCAAGGCAUAGUCAUAAACAAUCUUCAUCUUCAAGAUCAAUAAGUACCAUUGAUCCUAAGGACGUUAUCGAGGUUAAAAAGCUAGAGGAGGAAAAGAAACGAUCGGCUAGUGAAGCCAUAAAAAUGAAGAAAAAAGCUGUUCGUCCCAAAGCUAAAAAGCAGCAAACUACUGCCUUCCUUGAAGGCAUAAGAAAUGUUACUGUUAAAGAUGCGCUGAAAACUUCUGACUGUUAUGGCUGGAUGAAUAAGAAGGGUAACGGCACCAUGGGGGUUUGGAAAACCAGAUUCUUCGUUUUACACGGAACCAGGUUAUCAUAUUUUGCAAGUACAGAAGAUACUAGGGAAAGAGGAUUGAUAGACAUUACGUCACACAAAGUUGUUCCAGCAAGAGACGACGACAAACUUGUAUCAAUUUACGCUGCGAGUACAGGCCGUGGGAAAUACUGUUUCAAGUUGAUUCCACCGCAGCCUGGAUCUAAGAAGGGGCUUACGUUUACGCAACCCCGUGUGCAUUACUUUGCCGUAGAUUCGAAGGAGGAAAUGAGGAAUUGGUUGGCUGCAAUGAUAAAAGCUACCAUCGACGUCGAUGACACUGUUCCCAUAGUCAGCUCAUAUGCUAUGCCAACUGUCUCAUUGACUAGAGCCCAGGAAAUGUUGGAUGAAGCAAAAGAAGAACUAAAAGAAAGGGAGCAACAGCGCUUCCUCAAUGAGGAAGACGAAGAUCAAUUGCUCUGGGAACAGCAACAACGCCAGAAUGAGCUCAUGGCGUCUGGCUUUCUUUGA
Kazachstania africana CBS 2517 is the source of this 2793-nucleotide messenger RNA. RefSeq names its product Boi1p (gene BOI1). Gene Ontology annotation, biological process: retrograde transport, endosome to Golgi; endosome organization; receptor recycling. Bases 1 to 2793 code for a protein of 930 amino acids. Gene Ontology annotation, cellular component: early endosome; recycling endosome; trans-Golgi network. Gene Ontology annotation, molecular function: protein binding. NCBI's taxonomy places the organism in Eukaryota, Fungi, Ascomycota, Saccharomycetes, Saccharomycetales, Saccharomycetaceae. The transcript has a single exon. The record is from RefSeq and is a predicted model, not a curated record.